ACAAUGAGGUCUGCGUUUUUCGAUAUUAUUCAGUCUCGAGGCAUAAGAGGAUUGUAUAAUGGAUUAACACCAACUCUUGUUGAGAUUGUGCCAUACGCCGGCCUGCAAUUUGGCACAUAUGAUAUGUUUAAGCGUUGGAUGAUGGACUGGAAUCGAUAUAUUUUAGCCUCCAAAAACCCGAUCAACACGGACACCAACCUUUCCAGCUUCCAGCUGUUUGUUUGUGGGCUUGGGGCUGGCACUAGCGCCAAGCUUGUCUGUCAUCCUCUCGAUGUGGUCAAAAAACGAUUCCAGAUUGAAGGUCUACAGAGACAUCCAAGAUAUGGUGCCCGAGUGGAACGACGUGCAUACAGAAACAUGUUAGACGGUCUUAGACAGAUAAUGAUAUCAGAGGGCUGGCAUGGUCUGUACAAAGGCAUUGUGCCAUCGACUGUGAAAGCUGCUCCUGCUGGUGCUGUUACCUUUGUGGCCUACGAGUUUACCUCCGACUGGUUGGAAUCAAUUUCUUGGUAGAGAGUUUUACUGUGACACUUAUAUCUUACUGUCUCUAGCAUUCAUUAUAGGCGCAAAGGCCCCAUUCGCGGGUGCAUUAAGUAUAUCAUAUGACCAUUGAUCAUUUUUGGAAUUAUACAAAUAAACGUGUUGUUGGCAACUAUGGAAUUUUCUAACAAGUGAGGCGGAUUUAUA
This is a messenger RNA of Camelina sativa (false flax), 687 nucleotides long. The record is from RefSeq and is a predicted model, not a curated record. NCBI's taxonomy places the organism in Eukaryota, Viridiplantae, Streptophyta, Magnoliopsida, Brassicales, Brassicaceae.